GCAAGGGAAGGUUUCAGUAUUCCUGAUUGUGCCGUUAACGGCCAAACCCGCGCGGCCAAGAGUCUCGGGCGUCGUCGCGCCGACCAUUGAUCAAGGGAUAGCGUUGCAAUCACCGUUGAGUCAACGACAGGAGCCGAUCUCUCCGGCAGUGCCGGGGCACUUGCAUUCUUGCUUGCGCGUGCACUUCGGCAAUACGACGAUGACUCGACAGAUGGGCCUUGCCCGUGGUAGGUUCGGCCUCUCGGACAUGUCUGUUUGCCGGGCCGGGCGAGUCGAAGGAUAUUACCGGUAUAACUGAACCGUCGUACACCGGUGUGUGAUGGGGGAGUCUCAGCUGGACACCACCCUGCCUUCACGUUGUCAGAUCGGCAUUGCACGCUUGAACAGCUUGGACUUUCCACCUUUCUAUCAGAGCAAGCACCACCACACUUCCACCCACCCAUCCACCAAGCGGACACGAUGCUAGACACACAUCCCAACCCGGACCCGCCUCGCCCGCUCCGCAUCCUGAUCUCGGGCGCCGGCAUCGCCGGCCCCGCGCUGGCGCUGCACCUCGUGCGCCUGCCGCCGCCGCUGCGCUGCGACAUCACCAUCGUCGAGCGCCACCCGGACCUGCGCGCCUCGGGCCAGCAGAUCGACCUGCGGGGCCAGGGCAUCGCCGCGAUGCGCACCCUGGGCAUCGAGCCCGCCGUGCGUGCCGUCAUCGUCGACGAGCCCGGCCUUCGCUUCCUCGACGGCCGCGGCCGCACCGUCGCCUACUUCGGCAGCAACAAGACCGGCAAGGGCGCCCAGACCUUCUCCGCCGAGUGGGAGAUCAUGCGCGGCGACCUGUGCCGCGUGCUGUACGCCGCCACGAGGGACCUGGACGGCGUGCGGUACCUGUUUGGCACGACCGUGGCGGAGUUUGAGCAGGCGGAUGGGUCCGUCAAGGUGCGGUUGUCGGACGGGACGGUGGGCGAGUAUGAUCUGCUGGUCGGCUGCGACGGCAUCGGAUCGCGGAUCCGGUCCAAGAUAUGCGCGGACGGCCAGCCCGAUAUGAUCAAGCCCGUCGGCAUGGCGAUGGCCUUGUACACGAUCCCGCCCAAGGAGGGCGACCCGCCGGAGGCGACCUGGAUGAACCUGCCGGGGCGGCGGUACUUCAUGACGCGGCGGGACCGCCCGGACUGCCUACGCGUGUACAUUGGCUACGGCGGGCACAACGAGCAGCUGAAGCAGGCGCUCAAGCACGGCUCGGUGGCGCAGCAGAAGGCGGCGUGGGCCGACAUCUUCAAGCACGACAUGCACCAGUACGCGCAGGUGCCGCGGUACAUCGAGGGGCUCAGCUCGCCCGAGGCCGACGACUUCUGGACGCAGGAGCUGGUCCAAAUCAACCCCGCCUCCUGGUCCCAGGGCCGAGUCGUGCUGGUCGGCGACGCCGGCUACUGCCCUUCGCCGCUGACCGGAAUGGGCACGUCGCUGGCACUCGCCGGCGCCUACGUGCUCGCCGGGGAGAUCGCGCGGGCGUGCGGCCCCAAGGCGCGGGAGCAGGGCGUCGAGCCGCGCGACAACAUCCCCCGGGCCCUGAAGGAGUACGAGACGGUGCUGCGGCCCUUCGUGCAGCACGUCCACAGCCUGCCGGUGAGGAGAUAUGCCAAGUUCGGCGCACCAGAGAGCCGGUGGGCCAUCGCUCUCCUCCGCUGGCUCUUUUGGCUUAUCGCCACGCUGCGAAUCGACCUUCUGUUCCAGCGAUUCGCGUCCGACGACAGGGGGCCGUGGCAACUGCCCGACUAUCCCGAGCUUUCAACGCCCAAGCCAUGAGCGUUAUCGCCCAGGACACAGAGACCCAGGGAAGGUAGCGGACAGGAGUGAAGCGACGGAAGCGAGACAGAACCCAUCACUCAAUGUUGAACAUACUCACCUCAUGAUGUAUUAUGGCUUUGUGUACUAUACCCCUUGGAGAUGCCAUUUAUGGCUUCCUGUACUAUACCCCAAAAAGCGAUUCUGAUUUUUCCAUGCACAGCCCAAGGAGCCAGAGG
Molecule: messenger RNA, 2015 nt
Organism: Thermothielavioides terrestris NRRL 8126
Lineage: Eukaryota; Fungi; Ascomycota; Sordariomycetes; Sordariales; Chaetomiaceae
Exons: 1
Coding region: 460-1797 (445 amino acids)
Molecular function (GO): FAD binding
Source: RefSeq, a predicted model, not a curated record